This is a messenger RNA of Thermochaetoides thermophila DSM 1495, 2853 nucleotides long. RefSeq lists its product as uncharacterized. The coding region runs from base 1 to 2853 and encodes 950 amino acids. The record is from RefSeq and is a predicted model, not a curated record. The transcript has 2 exons. Lineage: Eukaryota; Fungi; Ascomycota; Sordariomycetes; Sordariales; Chaetomiaceae.
AUGGACUCAAAGGAGGGCAAGACUCCAGGUGAUUUGGACCGCCGGGCGUCAACGAGGAGCUCGGUUCGAUACUCGGUCUCUGUCAGCAACAAUGAACUCGACGAGGACUAUGAUGCCCUCGCCGCUAACGGCCUGGUCGCUGACGGCUUUCACCCGCCUCAGACGCCCUCUCAGCAUCUCCAGGACAGUGGUGACUCGACGCCAUCCCGACCCCCCUCGAGUCCUGCGACGACGACAUCAACAUCGACGACGACAGGUACCCUCGUGGGCGAGGACAGCCUGGACCGGAAUCGCCCGUCUAGUGUCUCGAAGCAUAGGCCACGCAUGUCAUCAUUAUCAACAACUCACGAACAGGACGAGUAUCAGCAACGACUGUCCCGCCACGCGUCUGUCUCGACAGAUUCGACUUCUCGCAUGGUCCUGCCCAUCGACAGCCCGUAUCAAGGGCCCGUUCGUCCGUCGCAUCCCUAUCAGAUGUACCCGCAGACGGUAAGGGGACCUAGGUCGAUGAGCAUGACGACGACAUCAUCUUCUAUCCCGCCUGCAGUAAUCGAAACCCCAUAUACCGGCCCGCGAGGACCAAGCCAUCCAUACAGUUUGUACCCCCAAGGGACAGGUAUCGACCUGAUGGUUGCGCCCAAUGCAGCCAUCCCGAUCGGGUUCCACGGCCUACCGGAUCAGUAUCAUCGCCGGAUAGGCCCAGACGGUGAUGACUUGGGGGAUAUCAUUGGACCAGAUGGCCACACUGAGCAAUUACCGCCAUACACGCGGUAUCCUGAGGAAGUUUAUUUGAGGAAAGGUCCUUUGCCGGACGAGGAACCACCCGGUCCGGAGGUAGUUUGUGGACCUCCUCCCCUUCCCCCACCGCCACCGUUACUAUCCGGGGCGACGGUUUUGCCCACAGGCGCGAUGAAUGCGCCCCAAGUACCGAGGUCAGGAACACCUGUUAUACCGGGGGCUGGUGGGAUCGGAUUAGCGACGCGUAAUCCGGAGUUUGAGUCAACAGAUGAUGAUUUGGGGUCGCCAAGGUCACGGCAUUCGUCGAGGAGUUUUGGAUCGGAUGAGAGCCAUGGACGGUUUAGGGCGAAUGAUGAGAGUGAGAGGUUGAAUGAGAAGACGGGGGAGACGCGGCCACAGAGGUGGCUGAAGAGGAAGAUGUGCGGGGUUAUUCCGUACUGGGCGAUUUGCCUGACGGUGUUGAUUCUCGUGGUUAUGGCUGUGGUGAUGAGUACUGUGAUGGGGAUAUUCUUGACAAGGGAGAAGAAGAGGGGAUUGAAGAAUAAGCAGCCGCAAUGGGAUCCGAACUUCGACGCCAUCCCCAUCGCACCUCCUCCUGACCUGCAGCCCCUGCCGCUUGGCACCUACAGCAUGCCGCUUAUCAACACACGCUCAUCUAACACCUGUUUCCAGAACACGACGCUCGCCCAGGCCUGGAAUUGCCGGUUGAUCAUGGUCGGCCUACAGCUGACUAUUUCUAAGGAGGGCGACGACUACAAGGCAUCGCUCGACUGCAACCAUAGUUAUACCAUUAUGAACCACGUCUACGCCUACGGCGAGCAGCCGCCACUGAUCCAGGAGCCCGUCAAGUUACAGCUGGUCAAGGACAAGUUCGAGAUGAACCGCGGCCCGGCCUGGUUCAAAAUAUUGUCAUACAACAAGACUGUUAUCUUGCCGGAGAAUUGGCUGCUGAAUCCUAUGUCUGGCGGGACGGAUGAGUUUGUCGAGAAGCGGUCCCUGGUGGGUGUUGAAAAACGCUAUCUGGGCGGUGGCGGCGGAGGCUUUGACCCCCCCUUUGGCGACCUCAACAAGCGUAAGGGCGUCGCACAAGCUGGCGACCGUCCCUGGAUCUGCACCUGGCCAGAGACGUAUCUCGAGCUUUUCAUCUACGCUCAGCAAAACUCCAGCACGCCAUCCUGGAGCAAGCCCUUCUCGGGGUCCAUAUCCGGGCCACGGUUUCCCACCGGCACCGUGCCCCCGUUCGAGCAGACGCCCAGCGUGACGACAAUGACCGUCACCACCACGGCAGAUAUCGGUUUCGAGACCGAAGCAAGCAGUGAUGUCCUCCCAGAAACCGAACACCAACAAGAGCAACAAACCCCUCCUCCCUUCAACAACUCGCCUACGCCAACCUCCACCCCAGAACAGAGCACCUUCCACCCAAACAAGAACGACAGGCCCGAAAAUAACGAUAACAACAACUCCCCGCCCCCAAACAAUCCUCGUCGUAAUCGCCCUCGUGGCAUGGGUGCCUACCAACACGACAUGACUACCACUACCACGGCUACGACUAGCCCCGACACGACACCCCCUCCCACAAUCCUCCCGACCGACUUCCCCGAAGAAGACCGCCCCGGCUUUGGCUUCGACUUCGACCGCGAUAGCUUCAUCCCACCACCUCCCCCUUACCCACGCGUAAUCAAGCUCGCAGAACGCCGCGUCUCGACACAGGGUGCCCCACGAGCAAGGUGUACCCAAGUUGCGAUAAUGGGACCUCGGCAAAAAGCCGAGCCGGUACGCGAUCAUAAGGGGAGCGAGGUGGUCAUUGAGGUAAUGGAGACGGAGACGUUCUUUGGUUUUGGGGGCGGUGAUUUAAAGAAGAAGAAGGGGGAUGGCGAUGGGACUGGGGAGACCAUGACUGUUACCGCCAAAUCUGCCCAAGAAAUGGGAAUAACAGGGGAAGCAGAGGAAAAGAGAGAGGUGCCGGUAGUGGUUAUGCCUAGAGGGUGGGAGGAGAUGUAUGGAGGGAGAGGGUAUACUGAGGAGGACGAGGUGGAAGUGGAGGGAUGGGGAUUGGAGAAGAGGAACGGGGUACCGGAUAUAAGCCCUUGUGGGUGUAUGUGGUUUUUGACGUGA